This is a messenger RNA of Didymodactylos carnosus, 150 nucleotides long. The record is from the annotation of a GenBank genome assembly. Lineage: Eukaryota; Metazoa; Rotifera; Eurotatoria; Philodinida; Philodinidae.
AUGAAUAUGUCAUGGACAUUGAUGAAAGAAGCUACUGCAAAAUAUAUAACAUUAAGUGUCGAUAGUGAUGUCAAUUAUAUCGAUCGAACAGCAACAGCUAGUAUUAAUAUAGGAACAGACGCUUAUUUUGAUAAUGAUACGAUCCUGGGA